AUGGACACCUACGAGAGUACUUAUGGCUAUUUCAAUUACAAUGACGAUAACUACACUGAUUUUCCUUAUCCUAAUGUCACAGAGGACUGUACUGAAUCUUACCUCCCUGGCGCCAACAUCUUCCUGCCCGUACUUUACUUCGUCAUCUUUUUCACAGGCUUUUUGGGUAACCUCUUUGUGAUCUUAGUUGUGGGCAAGAAAGGGCGGAGAAGUGGGCGUCUUGUGGACACUUUUGUUGUCAAUCUGGCCCUUGCUGACUUCAUCUUUGUCCUCACACUGCCUCUGUGGGCCAUCUCUGCCAGCCAGAAUGACUACUGGGACUUUGGGACACUAAAGGACCUGCUGUGCAAGCUGAGCAGCUACAUCAUUGCUGUGAACCGCUUCUCCAACAUCUUCUUCCUCACCUGUAUGAGUGUUGAUCGCUACCUGGCUGUGGUGAAGCUGAUGGAUUCAAAGUACCUCAGGAGCAGUCAGUGCAUCCGUACCACCUGUGCCGCAGUCUGGUUGAGCUCCCUGGUGCUCGGUAUCCCAUCCCUGGUGUACCGUAGAGUGGAGCAGUACGAUGAUGUAUCGUACUGCGUGGAAGAUAACAACUCACCCUUUUUUCUUGGCCUGAGCUUGACCAUGGCGUUGCUCACCUUUGUCUGUCCAGUGUUAAUCAUCGUGCUCUGCUAUGGCACCAUCAUCAUGCAUCUCAACAAGCAUUGUGUUGCUGCUGCCAAUCCUCGAGCUGAAGCCCGCCGCAGGCACUCACUCAAGAUGGUCCUCUCCAUCAUAAUGGCCUUUGUGGUAUCCUGGCUCCCUUUCAACGUUUUCAAAGUCAUGAUAAUUGUCUCGAAGCUCUCACAUGUUGAGCCGAGUUGUCUGUCGUGGAAAACAAAUGGGCUCCGUGUGUCGUGCUGCCUGGCCUUCUUCAACAGCUCCGUGAAUCCAGCCAUUUACUUUUUCCUGGACCAUCACUUCAGACAACGGGCCAUGAUCCUGUACAAGACCUGCAUAGGAAAGCCCAAGAUGCUGCAGAGCUUCAACUCUUCAGCUUCAUUCACCAAUGCUGGCACUUCAGAGAGCUGUGGAACAACUGGUGGGAGAACUCAGCUUCAGAGUUCUAUGUAG
Messenger RNA from Micropterus dolomieu (smallmouth bass), 1113 nucleotides. RefSeq names its product G protein-coupled receptor 25 (gene gpr25). Gene Ontology annotation, molecular function: G protein-coupled receptor activity. Gene Ontology annotation, cellular component: membrane. Lineage: Eukaryota; Metazoa; Chordata; Actinopteri; Centrarchiformes; Centrarchidae. The transcript has a single exon. The record is from RefSeq and is a predicted model, not a curated record. Gene Ontology annotation, biological process: immune response; G protein-coupled receptor signaling pathway. The coding region runs from base 1 to 1113 and encodes 370 amino acids.